Molecule: messenger RNA, 3536 nt
Organism: Pecten maximus
Lineage: Eukaryota; Metazoa; Mollusca; Bivalvia; Pectinida; Pectinidae
Exons: 4
Coding region: 1508-2554 (348 amino acids)
Biological process (GO): DNA catabolic process
Cellular component (GO): cytoplasm
Molecular function (GO): nucleic acid binding; 3'-5'-DNA exonuclease activity
Source: RefSeq, a predicted model, not a curated record
ACUCCAAUGUCCACAAAUAGACAAGGUCAGGGUGAGAAAAAAUUUUUGAAAGCACUCCUUCCUGAACUAGAAUCACUCAUCCCUCUGAAUUCUAAUUUUCAAUGUAAAAAAACACACAAACCUGUGUAAAGAUGUUUUGAUCAUUAAUUUGAACUGCAGUUUUGUGAACAUUUCAUAAAAAAAAACAAGUCAGUAUAUCGUUCGCUUUGCCAUGGCCAAACAGGAACUAACAAGUCGGUUCUAAUCAUUAAAACUUUUUUCCGGACUUUGUUUUAAAUAAAGUUUAAUCAUGUAUUCGCCUGUGAUACUUUUUAAUAUCAGGUAUGAGAAUACACUAAAACGAGAUUUGAAAGUGUUCAGAAGCGUGACUCGCUUGUGUUCAAUUUAAAUAUUGUCAUUCUGAGUGCCGUCAAAAAUUGUCGUAAUUGAUAUGAUACCGAGUCCAUAUUUAUUACUCUCAUUUACUUGUAUUAGUCUCGCCCUUCUUGAUCACAUAAACGCAUCAGUAUCACGUGGACACUUCUGCAGAUCAAUCGCAAAGAGAGGGCUCACUGCUCCAUGGAACUUACUUUAAGUAUGAUUUAAUCCUAAUUUUUUAAUUCUAAAGACAAUAUCUAUAAACAUGAUUUAUUAAUCAUUUUCUUUUGAAAUUUACUCGUCACCAGGGACGAGUGCACGACGACAUUCACGAGUUCUUUCGCACCAUGAAUGUAGAGCCAAAACAGAGAUUAAUAGUUUAUGAGGCUUUGCUGACUUCUCUACCCAAGGGUAGAAUAUCAAUAUCCAACUGGAUAUUAUCUGGUAAGAACAGAAUAAAAUAAAGGACAUUGUUGCAUAAGUAUACCUCAGAUCUAAAAAAAAAACUAGCAAGAUCUUUAGGGGAACCAAUUGGGGGAAAUAGGUUCAAAUCUUUAUUUCACCUUUUCAGUAAUGCAGAAUUUCAGUCCAGUUUUGUAUAAAGAAUCCUUGGCCCUAGUCAAAACUUAUAGACUUAAAACAUAGCAGAAUCUACCUGUCUAUUUGGCCUUUAUUUGUCUGAUAGAGAUCACCAUGUUUUGUCACAAAACUAUAGGGUAUAUUAAUAAAAUCUAUAACUGAUUGUGCUAUAUGAAUAUAACCCGAAGGAAUGGCUUCACGAUGGAGUUGGUUACCUGAUCCAACACUCAAAGAUUGUUGUAUAUAAAUAUAACAGUGUGUAGCGAUAUCAUUUAUAAUGUUAUCCGUCAUUUGGUACAUGUUUUCUAUUGGUUAUUAAAAGGAUGAAAAACACCAUGACAAUAAGUCUGGAAUUAAGAAACAGAAAUUAUACAGUAAUAGAUUUAUAAUAAUCCAACAUGCAUCAGUAAUGACUAUUAAAUAAGAUGGGGAUUUCCAUUGUUAAACCUCCUUUAAACCUGAUUGGAGUUCAGUUACAACGGAAUUUCUGAAAGUUUUGAAGAAUCAGCAAAAGGAUUAAUACCAGGAAAACAACCAGGGAGACUGUACCCCAGGGAAACAUACCCGCAGGAUGUCCACACACAAAACAAUACAGAGCAAGAGAAAUAAGGCAAUGACGACUAUUAGAGAUGCAUCACUGAAGAGGCAACUGAAACUAGAGUUCAAAACUAAUGGAGAAUUAUCUUUGGAGAAAAGGGAGAGUACUCCAAAUCAGGACAUUGUAAAGGUCACACCUCCUCCGUCUAAGACUGUACAAGCUCCUGAUAUUUCCACCACGGAUAUCUACUUUGAUUUGGAGACAACCGGUUUAGGAAGAACCUCUAGUAUUACCCAAAUGGCUGCUGUGAGAGGGAAGGAUCAAUUCUCCUGUUUUGUUAUGCCAAAAAAACGGAUCACACGAGAGGCUUCGCAGGUUACAGGGAUCAGGGUAUUCAGGAAGAAAAUGUACCGCUAUGGAAAGUUUGUAAAAGCAGUAUCUAUAAGCGACGCCUUUAAACAGUUAUAUGGAUUCUUGAGUAAGACACAAAAUAACAUUUUGGUUGGACAUAACAUCCAGACUUAUGACUGUCCGAUACUCAUGCAUGCUCUAUCUUUAUGUGACAAGGACAUUACAGAACAGUUCAUGUCUCAUGUCCAGGGAUUUGUGGAUACGAAAAAACUAUUCCGGAUCAUUCAUCCAUCUCAAAAAUCAUACACACAAGAGUCACUUGUAGAAAGUCUACUGGGUGAGAAAUACAGGGCCCAUGAUGCACUUCAAGAUGUUGUGGCUCUUCAAAAGCUUGUCCGGUCUGUUGACAUUGACCAGGAGGCUCGACUGAAGGCUUCCUUCUCUGUAGAGGACGUGAUGGAUUCGUACACAUACUCAUUACAAGUUAAGGAGAACUUGCCAAGCCUAGAGACAAUGGUCAAUAAAAAAGUCAUUUCGACGAACGUAGCCAAAAGUAUCGCUGGUAGUGGUUUAUCUUAUAACCACUUACAAACAGAACAUAGCAAUAAAGGAAGAGAGGGGAUUGAAAGUGUGUUCACUGCCACCAAGGGCGGGGACAGAGUAUGUGUGACUAGAUCUAGGAAGAUCAUAGACUCGGUAUCAGACUUCCUGUCAGAACAUUCAACAUAGUCUUUUUAUAGUCUCUUAAUAUGGUAAGGUGACACGGUAAAGUGUUUCUUUGUUGUUCAUCAGUGUCAUCAUACAGGAACGCCCGAUACUUAUUCAUAAUUGUCAGUUAUAGUGAUGGUUUGUACAAAUUGGCUGAAUAACUUUAGAUAAAAUUUGGUUCACAUGAGCUAAAUAAUGUCGGUACUAGUUUAUGCACUAUUUACUGAAAUGUUUCACUAUAUUGUAAGUGCUAAAAAAAAUCAGUCAGUCAUAAACGUCAACUAGGUAACUCAUAUUAUUUCAUAUAUUUGUUUACAUUUUCAUGAAAGGAUAUGAGAAUGGCAUACAGAAACAGAUCAAAUUUAUAGACUAAUACAUGAUUACGUUGUUUGUAAUAUUUCAUUAUCAUUAGUGCUUUGUGUACCAUUUACAUACAUGUAAAUGUAUUCAUUUUUGCAUUGAUAGACACUUAUUUUCAGACACAUGUUGUCUAUAUAAUAUUGCACCAUACAAAAUUAUGAGGUAUCUUUCAAUGUAAUAUCACUAUUGUAACUGACUUUUCAGUCAUUAAGUUAAGUGGAAUAGAAGAAUUUGUACAUGUGAGAGAGGAAAUGAGAGAAAAUUUUACUUGUGAGAGAGAUGUUGUCAUUAUUAUGACAGUAUAAGAUGAUGAUUUUAUUAAAUUAAACCUUCAACAAACCUUAUCUCUGUUUAAAAGUAGUUGGGUUUUAAGCAUGUAGUGCUUGUUUUGUGAAGUAGAAGAAUUUCUAUAUGUGAGAGAGAAGAUGACAAGCUUUUUUGGUUUUAACAUUGUGAGAUGAUGAUUACAUUAAAUUAAACCUUCAAUAACAAAGUAUGUAUUAUGGUAGGUAGGUAUUAAACAUUUUGUGCUGUACAAUACAUUACCUGGUACUGUUCAAUAAGAUGGUGUUAUUGACUAAAUUUCUUCACAUAUGUACAUGUAUUUUCAUCAACCUGUAAAAAUAAAAUCUGUUCAGUUUGA